AUGUCGCCGAUGCCUUGGGAGCUGCCGGCAGUGGUGCCUCGCCAGUCGUGGCUUGCCUGCACCAUCUUGGUCCUCACGUCAUGUGUGACAUCCACUACUCUAGGCUUUGAUGGUUCCAUGAUGAACGGACUCAACAUCCUCCCCUCGUACACGGACUACUUUACCCUCACCACGGCCACUCUGGCGCUCAACACGGCCUCAGUGUGGAUGGGCAGCGCCAUAGCAGGUAUCGCGUAUGCCAAAGUCCCCGACUGGAUUGGUCGCAAAUGGGCUCUGUUCUUUGGUGCCGUCUCUACCAUCAUCGGUGUCAUCCUCCAGACCGCCGCUCAGAAUAUCGCCAUGUUUGUGAUCGCGAGGAUCAUCAUUGGCUUCGGCACCGGCGCCUCAUCCAUCGCCGCGCCCGUGUACUUGUCGGAGACAGUGCCUGUGAAGCUCCGCGCUGUUUCGCUGGCCCUUCUGUAUGACUUUUGGUAUGUCGGCGGUUUGAUCGCUGCUGGCGUCACCUAUGGCACCGCAAAGAUGGAUUCCACCUGGGCCUGGCGUUUGCCGUCAGCUCUGCAAGGCCUGUUCAGCAUUCUCUGCAUAGUCCUUAUCCCAUUCACACCAGAGUCUCCUCGAUGGCUUCAAGAUCAGGGACGCAGCCAAGAAGCUCUCCUGGCACUGGCACAGACUCAUUCCAACGGGAACAUCGAUGACCCGGCUGUAGCUGUUCAAUUCCGCCAGAUCACCGAUACGCUGGCGUUCGAGAAGUCGUUCGAGAGACCGUCGUUCGUCAAGCAAUUCGCCAACAGCGCGUCCACGCGCAAGCGUAUAUUCUUGGUCUGCACCGUCGCCGUCUUCUCCAUGCUCUCCGGGAACAACAUCAUUUCAUACUAUUUCGGGACCAUGCUCACCCAGGCGGGAGUCACGAACUCGACCACACAGCUGGAGAUCAACAUCAUCCUCAACGCAUGGUGUCUGGUCGUUUCACUUGUGGGCACCGCCAUGGCCGACAAAUUAGGCCGUAGGUCUCUAGCCGCCAUUUCCACGGGACUGUUGACCAUCUUCAUCUUCCUCGUGGGCGGGUUGACCAAAGUCUACGGCGACUCGACAAACAACUCCGGGAUCUACGGGACAGUCGCUACAAUCUUCCUCUUCCAGGGAGCAUACAGCUUCGGCUGGACGCCUCUCACUGUCCUGUACCCGCCGGAAGUCCUCAACUAUGGUCUCCGUUCGCUUGGCAUGGGUAUUUAUACCUUCCUCGUAAACGGUGUGGGGUUGAUGGUGACCUUCUCUUUCCCCUUUGCGCUUGAAGCCAUUGGCUGGAAGACGUACAUGAUCAACGGUGCGUGGGACGUUCUUGAGCUGGUGGUCGUCUUGGUGUUCUGGGUUGAGACUAGCGGGCGCACAUUGGAGGAGAUUGAUGAGAAUCUCGACGGAGAGGUCCACAGUGAGGCGCCUAAGUUGAGGGCUAUCAUGGGUGUGGCGCCAGAAGAUAGGGAGGGAAUUGUGGACGCCUUGGCCUUGGGAAAGGACAAAAAGAUGGAGAUCCUGGGCGAGGUGACAGAGGUGGCCAAGGAGUAG
Cladophialophora immunda is the source of this 1563-nucleotide messenger RNA. RefSeq lists its product as uncharacterized. The coding region runs from base 1 to 1563 and encodes 520 amino acids. Gene Ontology annotation, cellular component: membrane. The record is from RefSeq and is a predicted model, not a curated record. The transcript has 3 exons. Gene Ontology annotation, biological process: transmembrane transport; carbohydrate transport. NCBI's taxonomy places the organism in Eukaryota, Fungi, Ascomycota, Eurotiomycetes, Chaetothyriales, Herpotrichiellaceae. Gene Ontology annotation, molecular function: carbohydrate:proton symporter activity.